Limanda limanda (common dab) is the source of this 3296-nucleotide messenger RNA. Its product is annotated as casein kinase I-like. Gene Ontology annotation, molecular function: ATP binding; protein serine/threonine kinase activity. NCBI's taxonomy places the organism in Eukaryota, Metazoa, Chordata, Actinopteri, Pleuronectiformes, Pleuronectidae. The record is from RefSeq and is a predicted model, not a curated record. The transcript has 13 exons. The coding region runs from base 1067 to 2440 and encodes 457 amino acids. Gene Ontology annotation, biological process: peptidyl-serine phosphorylation; positive regulation of canonical Wnt signaling pathway; endocytosis. Gene Ontology annotation, cellular component: cytoplasm; nucleus; plasma membrane.
UCACUGUCGAGGCUUCUCAGCUGGUUUGCCAAACAUCCACAGAAAAAAAGAGAUGAGCAGGAAAACGAGACGAAGGAAACGACAACAAUUAAUUUUAAGCAGAGACAUAGCGACACAUCUAAAAUCUGUUUAGCGAUGUUCCUCAGCUGAAUUAUUAUAACCACCGCUGCUUCAGAGAGACGCACAUUCAAGGUCCGGUCAUCCCGCACAGUGUCGGAGUCUCCUGUCAUCUUCAAGAUUGGUGUUCCAUUACCUGGGGGCCAACACUUGACUUGCUCUUCCAUUGGACCAAGCAGUUAUGUGACAGAUUUAGAAGCAUCUAUUGACAUUGGAUGUGUAAAAAGGUCUAGUAGCAGCUCUGAAACCAAUUCGCUUACACCUAUGGCAACAAAUCACACAACAAAAGCAUUUGGUCAUAACCGAAUAUCAGAUAUACCCAAGAGAAACUUCUGAAGUUCUCUGUUAUAAACUUAUUCCUGCUGUCAAAAGUCUUCACUGAGUUUGAGUGUAUGGAUAUAGUGCUGACAACAGGCUUUUGUCAUGGUGGCCUGGUAUGUCUGAGCUAGUGUGGUGUCUCCGUUUCUAAUAGAAUGUUAGCAUAUGGCUAGCUACGUAUGAUGACAGUUGAUGCCAUUAUUCUAUUCCUUUUGAUCUCUGGCCCCUACAAGGGGGUAUACACUUGUUUGCAGUGGUACUCCCUUACCCCAUCAUCUUUUCAUUUUUCUUUCAUUCAAUCAUCCAUCCACCCACCCAGCAAUCCCCAGAUGUUAUUUUUGCUCCAUCAUUCACCCACUUCAGUCCUCAUCACUUUUGUACGGCACUAAGCACUCUAGCUCAGCCUAACUAAGCUCUGGGUCUUUAUGUGAUCCAAUUUUAUCCCUUGAAUUCAUCUCACAUCUGUCCCAUUUCCUUGCCACAGCCCUGUCUUGGCCAACCCCACUCAGAGUCUGGCCCAGCAAAGACCAUCCUAAAGUCUCAUAGUGAAGCCACUAGGCAGUUGUUUUGGUGGUUGUUUUGGUUGCAUGGAAUCGGCUUAACCGUGGAGAGGCCAGGCUACCACAAACUGAUGGACUUUGACAAGCGAGGAGUUGGGGGAGGUGGAGGAGGCGGCGGAGGGAAGGUGGAAACAGAGGAGGGGAAGAGGAUGUCUGCGAAGACAGGGAGUCGAUCAGGGCACGGUGGCCGAGGUGCUGGCUCCAACUCUGGAGUUCUGAUGGUCGGCCCAAACUUCCGAGUAGGAAAGAAGAUUGGCUGUGGGAACUUUGGAGAGCUUCGACUAGGAAAGAACCUAUACACCAAUGAAUAUGUGGCUAUCAAACUGGAACCCAUCAAGUCCAGGGCGCCACAGCUGCACCUAGAAUACCGCUUCUACAAACAGCUGGGAAGUUCAGAGGGUGUACCCCAGGUGUUUUACUUUGGACCAUGUGGUAAAUAUAAUGCUAUGGUUCUGGAGCUACUGGGACCAAGCCUAGAGGACUUGUUUGACCUCUGUGAUAGGACCUUCUCUCUGAAGACUGUACUCAUGAUAGCCAUACAACUGAUAACACGUAUGGAGUUUGUCCACACCAGAAGCCUGAUCUAUCGAGAUGUGAAGCCUGAGAACUUCCUGGUGGGCCGACCUGGCUCCAAACGGCAGCACACCAUCCACAUCAUUGACUUUGGCCUGGCUAAAGAAUACAUAGACCCAGAGACCAAAAAACACAUCCCAUACAGAGAACACAAGAGCCUCACUGGAACUGCCAGAUACAUGAGCAUCAAUACACAUCUGGGGAAAGAGCAAAGCAGGCGAGAUGAUCUGGAGGCUCUAGGCCAUAUGUUCAUGUACUUCCUUCGAGGCAGUUUACCUUGGCAGGGACUCAAGGCUGACACUCUGAAAGAACGUUAUCAGAAGAUAGGAGACACGAAGAGAGAUACACCAAUAGAGAUCCUUUGUGAGAACUUCCCAGAAGAGUUGGCCACCUACCUGCGGUACGUGCGUCGGCUGGACUUCUUCGAGAAACCGGACUACGACUAUCUGAGGAAACUCUUCACAGACCUCUUUGACAGAAAUGGAUUCAUCUUUGACUACCAGUAUGACUGGACUGGAAAGCCACUGCCCACUCCUAUUGGUCCAGUGGCCAGUGAGACUCCACUUCAGACGAGCAACCGAGAGAAGGCACCACAGACCAAAAACCAGUCUCCAGAGGGGAAAGGCAGUGAGUCCCAGCCCACUCCAGUGACCAAUCGAGAGCUGCUGGGCUCCCAUCUCACUGCUGAUAGGCUGGGCGGGUCUGUCCAGGUGAUGAGCUCAACCAAUGGGGAGCUAAAUACAGAUGACCCCACUGCAGGACACUCAAAUGCACCAAUCACAGCCAACGCAGAGGUGGAAGUGGCUGAUGAUACCAAGUGCUGCUGUUUCUUCAAGAGGAGGAAGAGGAAAGCUCUCCAGAGACACAAAUGAAAAUAAUAGGAGAGAGAAACACCUGCUCUCCUUUUCACUAUUUCUUUCUCAUCUCCUGUUCUGUCAUCCUCUUCAUAUAACCUCUCUCUCUCCCCCUGUCACUCCCCUUCUACGCCUCCUCCUCAUGGGGGUCCUAUAGUCCUCCGUGAGUCAUCAUAGACUGGCUGGAUCAGCAGGCAGUAGAAGAUUCUAAGCUGACCUCCUGGUAUCCGCUAAUCUAAACUGACCAGACACAGUAACAUGACUAUGCUGUUCCACCCAGGACUUUAAAUGUGGACUAAACUGAACCAGAGGUGGACUCUUCUUGUAUUUAUGGUCACAAACUGAACUAAAACUGGAUCAACACAUACUGCUGUGACCACAAAUUAACAGUUGAUAGACUUUGAAAGGCAUGGCAAUUGGCGGACGGUGAGGAUUCAGCUUGUUUCCUUGGAGACUGGCUGACUAGUUUUCUGUUUUUUCUUCCUUGCUGACUGGUUCAGAGGAGAGAGACGAGAAGACAACAAAAGGAUGUGAUGCAAGUAGACUGUCAGACCACACACACACAAACAAAACACAUGCACACACGUAGAAAUACACUGCACACUGUAUUGAGCUCAUCGUGAAGAGAUUCCUUAGACAAAAGGUUGCAUCUCUCAAACAUUGUCGAUAAAAAUGUUAUUCCCUGGGGUAAAAGGAAGUACACAGUGUUAAAUCUCCUGCAACAGAUUGGGCUCAGUGUACUUAACAGAUGCAUUCACCCCUCAGAGGAAAACCUCACACCAACCAGAGUCAAAAGUUUAAAAGAGAUGUUUAUGUAAAAACUAUGCUUUUUUCUGUUUUAAUUUGUAACUAAAAAGUCUGUCUGCAAUUUGAA